Messenger RNA from Desarmillaria tabescens, 984 nucleotides. RefSeq lists its product as uncharacterized. The coding region runs from base 1 to 984 and encodes 327 amino acids. The record is from RefSeq and is a predicted model, not a curated record. Lineage: Eukaryota; Fungi; Basidiomycota; Agaricomycetes; Agaricales; Physalacriaceae. The transcript is spliced from 2 exons.
AUGAUAUCCUCGCUAGCAGUCCUUUCAGUGCUCACGACCGCGGUCUUUGCCCAGUCUUCUUCAUCGUCGGCGGCCUCUGCAUCGUCAACGAGCAACCCAUUAAUUCCAUCGGGUAUCAGCACCAAUUGCAAGAAUUUUCUUGAAUCUUUGGACAGUGAUUCCUCCCUGGCAACAUGCACGAAGGCCCUAGCCACUGCGACGUCCGCUUACGCCCCAGGCAAUUCAUCAUCGACCUCCUCGUCCUCCGAAAUCACCAAAGUUCUCGACAAUGUCUCCUCCAAUUCAUGCGAAGUGACCAUCAUGACCUCGAUCAUUGCGAAUUUUGGAUCGGCCUGCCAGACCGAGCUUGUCACAACUCCCGUCAAGGAUGUCGUCCUGUUGUACGAUACCGUCUAUAUGAUGAAUCCUUGGCUCGACGUGCUUGUCACCAAGGAUGACAGUGGAACAUAUUGUGUCCUAGAGUCCUACAACGCGGCUACCAACAGUACCUCCAGCUCGGCGUCGGCAAGUGGCUACAGCAAUGCUGCUGCUGUUGGAACUACCAGUCUCCAAGAAGUACAAGAUACCCUCGUUGUGAAUUUAGAUUCCAGCAGCACGCUGUCUCGGCGAGCACAAACCGUCAUUGCCACCCCCAAUGCGACGACUUGGACUACGAACGGCAUUCCAUUCCUCUUCUUCACCGACACGCUAUCUUCCACUACCCUCUGCACCACCUGUUCGCGUAACGUUAUGACCACCUGGAUUUCAUGGGAAUCCAAGGUGCCGUAUGCCCCCGCUGCCCAAGAGAGCGCCCUCUUAAGUGGCUUGAACAGCCUUUAUUCAGCCAUUCAGACUAAAUGUGGCAAAUCGUUCCUUAGCGGUGCUGUCACAGCUGCAGGCGGCCUUGGUACCAGUGGUGCUGCUCGUAUGGCGGCCAGCGGAAAGGGUUUGGCCAGCUUCGCUGCAGGGCUGGUGGGUUUGGCGGUUGCAUCUGUCUUUCUUUGA